Molecule: messenger RNA, 2173 nt
Organism: Cyclopterus lumpus (lumpfish)
Lineage: Eukaryota; Metazoa; Chordata; Actinopteri; Perciformes; Cyclopteridae
Gene: slc30a6
Product: solute carrier family 30 member 6
Biological process (GO): transmembrane transport; monoatomic cation transport
Cellular component (GO): membrane
Molecular function (GO): monoatomic cation transmembrane transporter activity
Source: RefSeq, a predicted model, not a curated record
AGGAAGUCCAAAAUGGCGAUGGACGGAAUGAUGUCCACGUCCUCGGGUCUGUCUUACCACAAUGCCGGGGACUAUUACCCCAGAAAAUUCGGCACGAAGCCGGACGUGGUGCCGUCCGGAGUCACCGAGAGGAAAGUGGGGCCGCUGGAUAAACCGGACAUGGUGUCGGUGGAUGUCCUUAACGUCAGUGAUUCAGAUGUCCACUUGCACAGGAAGAAGCAUGAGCACGACACGUACGUCUUGGGCACCAUUCAUCCAUUCAGGAAGACCCACAAGUCCUUCUGUGGAAAACUCCAGCAAGAAUUCCGACUGGUCACCUCAGAUAGACGGUCGUGGAGGAUCCUGUUGUUCGGGGCUCUCAACCUGCUGUGCACCGGCUGUCUGCUGAUGUGGUGCAGCUCCACCAACAGCAUGGCCCUCACCGCCUACACCUACCUCACCAUCUUUGACCUGUUCAGCCUGAUCACAUGUCUCAUCAGCUCCUGGGUGACCAUGAAACCCAGUCAGGUCUACUCGUUCGGGUUCGACAGACUGGAGGUUUUGGCUGUUUUUGCCUCCACUGUUCUCAUCCAGCUGGGAGCCUUGUUCAUCCUGAAGGAGAGUGUGGAGCGCUUCAUGGAGCAGCCUGAGGUCCAUACCGGCCGCCUGUUGGUCGGGACGUUCGUGGCUCUGUUCUUCAACCUGCUGACUCUGCUGUCCGUCAGGAACAAGCCCUUCGCCUACGUCUCAGAAGCGGCCAGCAGCAGUUGGCUUCAGGAACAUGUGGCAGAUCUGAGUCGGAGUUUGUGUGGCAUCAUCCCAGGUCUGAGCAGUGUGCUGCUGCCUCGUAUGAACCCGUUUGUCCUGAUCAACAUGGCGGGAGCUCUGUCGCUCUGCAUCACCUACAUGCUCAUAGAAAUCAAUAAUUACAAUGCGGUGGACACGGCGUCGGCGAUCGCCAUCGCCCUCAUGACCUUUGGCACCAUGUAUCCAAUGAGCGUCUACAGCGGCAAAGUGCUGCUGCAGACGACGCCGUCGAACGUCAUCGGCCAGUUGGACAAACUGCUCAGAGAGGUGUCGACUCUGGAAGGAGUGCUGGAGGUCCGAAACGAGCACUUCUGGACUGUCGGCUUCGGAUCGCUGGCCGGCUCUGCACACGUCCGUAUCCGCAGGGACGCCAACGAGCAGCUGGUUCUGGCUCACGUCACCAACCGGCUGCUGCCGCUCGUCUCCACGCUGACCGUCCAGAUCUUUAAAGACGACUGGACCAGACCCCUCCUCACCGGGACCCUGUCCUCCUCCGCCUCCUCUGCUCCCGCCCUGGGUCCUGAAGGCUACGCCACCUUCCCCGCCUCCUCUGCACCUCCUCCGCUCUUGACCUCCGGAGGGGAGAUGGACCCACUGACCUCCACGCCCUCCAAACCCAGCAGCCCUCCGCCGGAGUUCGCCUUCAACACGCCGGGGAGGAACGCGCAGCCCGUGGUCCUCCCCAACCCGGGUCACCACACCCACAGGCCCUACGGAGGCCUGGGACUCGCCUACGGAGCGCCCCCUUACACGGGGAUGCCGAGUCAGGGUGUGGCGCGGCCCGGUGGCGCGCCGGGACUCGGGCCGCAGGGUCUCGGAGCAGGGUUUGGACUGCCUUCCUCUCAGAGCUACAGAACUUCCUUCGGAGGGGCGACGGCGCCGCCCCGGUUUGGAACCAGCAACCCUCUGGCCUCGCAGUCGCAGUACAGACAAUACCGACCCUGAUUUCGCCGCCUUGGAACUCUGCUUCAGACGCUUUCAUUCACGAUGGAGGUCAAGUUGGUCCUCAGCUCAGAUAUUUACAUCUGAUGAGAUUUAUAUUCCGGUCCCGGCUGGACGCGACAGCAUUUACUCCCAGUGUGACAACAGGAUGGUAACUUUAGAUUCCAGUAGUGUGAGCCUCCCCUGACUCUAGAGAGGCGGCGAGUAUGUUGUGGUAUUUAUUUCGGGGACCAAAAGGAUGACUGUGGUUGGAUCUGGUAUGUUUGAGUCUGUUUUGUUUUUUUUUGUUUUUUUUUAUUGUCGUGAAACGUCCUCGACGUGAGGCCGACGGUCGGUUAUUCUCUUAACGCUGAGAGGAAACUUUUUAGCGGCGACAUCGUCAAACAACAUUUCUGGUGGAAGUUAAUAAAGUGUUCAAUCAAAUAAAAAUCCAGUUUUACAUUUA